AUGAUCAUCGUCUGCUGCCUCGCUGCCACUCUGCCAUUUCCACCUCCGCAAACCCGCUUUUCCAAAGCACCACUUUUUGACACCCCGCUGCCACCAUCUCCCUCUCUUCUUCUUCCACUUCUCGCUCUAGCCCUCGCUCACCAUCACGUUUCGCCAUCAACGUCGUUGCGAUCCAUCGUAUCGCGCUUCGCGUCUGCACACGCUCGGGCCCCUCGUCAUUACCCCGGCUUCAUUUUCGGCCCGCACUCCCGCACGCUCGUGUUACGCGACUCGCCAUCCAGUUUGGCGUCGACUUGGACGCCGAUCGACAUCACUUCUAGAAAGAUGAGGUUCAUGCUGCCAUCGUUGGCGCUUUUGUUCGUACUGGUGGCGGCGGUGGCUGCGCAGUUGCAGGCGGACUCGGUAUCGCAGCCAUUCGAGCGUUCGCUCGACGAUGCGGCGCUGCUUUCGGAGCGGGCACUUCUCGAGGCACGACAGGCAACCAACACGACCGCCUCGUCCACUGCCUCUGCACCCGAGUCCACCGCUUCUGGCUCGGCACCCGCCGGUGGCGAUGCGACCAUCACGGAAUCCACAUGCUCGAUGGUCAACCACCUCGCGGUCAACCAGCAGGCAUCGUGGGGCAACGGCUUCGUCAACACGUGCUGCGGCUUCGCACAGGGCACACAGUGCUGGUACCGUCGUCAGCAGGACGUGUCUCCGCAGGACGAAUGCGAGAUCCCCAGCUGCUCAGAUCUCGAGAGCGAAGACAAGGCAAAGAUGAUCGGAUUCGUCCCACUCAAUUCCACCAACGGCAGCGGCAAGUACGGAAACAUCUUCCUCAGCCUCGGCAUGCUCUCGCCCGGCAUGAUGAAUCUGCCCGCCGUCGGAAUCACCACAAUGGUCGCUGCGUCCGCGCUGCUCUUCACCACCUUCCUUUAG
This is a messenger RNA of Moesziomyces antarcticus, 921 nucleotides long. RefSeq lists its product as uncharacterized. The coding region runs from base 1 to 921 and encodes 306 amino acids. The transcript has a single exon. The record is from RefSeq and is a predicted model, not a curated record. NCBI's taxonomy places the organism in Eukaryota, Fungi, Basidiomycota, Ustilaginomycetes, Ustilaginales, Ustilaginaceae.